Messenger RNA from Leptidea sinapis, 2685 nucleotides. RefSeq lists its product as uncharacterized. The record is from RefSeq and is a predicted model, not a curated record. Lineage: Eukaryota; Metazoa; Arthropoda; Insecta; Lepidoptera; Pieridae. The transcript is spliced from 2 exons. Bases 118 to 1584 code for a protein of 488 amino acids.
AGUAACGAGACGCGAUUGAGUGCGCUAAAUACCUCGAAAAAACGCUCGUAUUCUGUGCCAUACCGAAUACGAAAGCGUUGCGAUCUCAAUGAAAAGUGCGAAUAAGUGAAAGUGAGCAUGUCGCCCAAGUGCCCAGUGUUGCCCUUACAGGAAAUGACAUUAUCGUUAGUAGGCAGACAAUUGAUACACACAUUAUCGAAGAUAACGACGGACGAAGAUGUUGCGUUACACUUUGCGAUGGUUUCCUCUUACUACGAGACGAUGGGAGCCACUACAGAUAUAUUUCAAGAUCUUCUCAAUCUUAUACUUACUUCGGAUUACCUAGACCCGGCGGUGAGAUACUACACAAUGAAACUAUUGCUAAGAGAAAACAUCAAAAGUCUAGCAACUGGUAUGUUUCCGCUCCCUUAUUAUAAGAGAAUCCUUGAACUGAUCGUAGAACAAGGGCGUCAUCUAACGUCGCUCAAUUUGAAAGGUGUGUGGGUAAAGGAUGAAAACCUGCCUCUCAUGUACGAUAUUAUCAGAAAUCUAUCUAACCUAACAUCUCUUAAUAUACCUUAUAUAGCUAAUGAUGAAGUUUUGAAGUUCAUCGGUGAACACAAUAAAGUGCUCAAACUAUUGGACGUAUCAGGUGAAACUGAUAUCACCGAAAUUGGUAUUGAUGCUAUGCUUACUGGAAACCCACAGUUAACACAAAGUCUAACAAUUAUUAAUAUAGGAAUGUAUGGAGAAGAAAACAUUGAUCAUACUGAUGUCGCCCUUUUCAUUAGAAGACUACCAAAUUUAACUAAUUUAGGAUGUUAUUCAUAUGUUGGUAAGGCAUUAUACCAUUUAUAUAAUAAUGACUGUCCGCCUGGUUUUACAUCAAAAUUGCAAUACGUCCAUGAUAUACAAACUAAUAUGAGAACUAUGAAAGCCAUUAUGGCUCUGUGCCCUGUAAUAGAAACAAUAUACUUAGAAGAACCAGAUCAAGGCGUUCUGCCACUUCUCAAGGACACGAAAUAUAUCAACAAGAUAAAGUUAAAUAAGUUUCAAUGUCACGAAUUGCAUCAAGUUUUAGAUAAGAUUGGAUAUAAAAUUAUAACUUUGAUGUUAUCCGGUUCGAGAGGUUCUUUUAAUUUUACGAGAAUUGCCGAAACAUGUCCAAAUUUAGAGAGUAUAGAAUUCUACCAAUGUCAAACAGCGACACAUGAAGAGGAUGUACCGUUUAAUAAAUUAGAACACGUAGAAAUCAUUCAGGGGAAUCUGUCUGUAUCUUGUCUGAAGUAUAUUAUGACGGGAAGUCCAAAGCUGAAAAAAAUAAUUAUUGGAGAUGAGAUUCAACUUGAUGACAACGAUAUGGCAAGAAUGUUACGUCGGUACAAAUUUCCCAAUUUAGAAGCAGUUUGGUUUCCGAACGCGCCUCGCCUAUCGUUGGACACAGUGGAGCUGUUAAUGGAAUGUUGUCCUAAAUUAUCAAGUCUUGGACAGCUGAGUGGCUGGCGGUUUUCUCCAGAUGAGAUGAUGCUCAUGAGGGCUAUCAUUGCCAGCACAAAUACAGACCUGGUGUUGCUUCCUCUAGGAAUAUUCCAACAAGGAACAUAGCCAUAAUCACAACCCCAUAGAUAUAAGAAAACAUUUUUUUUUAUUUAUUAGCACGAGAUGCAAGUCUAGAAAUAAGGAAAUAAAUAUUUAAUUUUUUACUAUUGUUAGUAUGUAGUUGUUUUCACAUUCUAUCAAAAUUUUUUUUUUCAUAUAUUAUAAUCUGAAUCCACGCAAAGAUUAAUAAAAUUGUAGUGCAAAGCUUAACGUAACGUAUCAUAGAUUGAUAUAGCAAGAUUUGUUUAAAUUGGAGCAUUUUAACCGACUUCAAAAAGGAGGAGGUUCUAAAUUCAAUUGGUAUUUGUUUUUGUAUGUACAAUGAUUACUCUGAGAUUUAUGAUCCGAUUUACGUAAUUCUUCUUUAGUUCGAUGCGGAAUAGAUGCCAUUUGGUCUCUUAAAAAAUUUACAUAGUUUGGCCCUGUAAUUUUCAUUUUAUGAACAUGUUUGUCUACGAUGCAUGAUAUAAUUAUUUUUUGUGUUAGGCUCUUUAGGAGUUUUCAUUUCGGUUGAUUAUAUAUUAUUAUUAUUCACUGCCACAAAAAAAUUAUAGGUUUUAAGACGGUGCCAAGCCCUAAACAAAAUAAAACUUAAUAUUAUAAACAGCUUACUUACUGUAAUUAUUAAGGUUGUCUGGUUACAUGUGUCUGUCCGCUUGGGUUGUUUUGUUCUAGUCAAAGCUAUCAAUAUGUAGCACAUACAAAUAAUAGUAUUUUAUUAAUAUUAAGGGUAAAGGUUUGCAUAAGAGGUGUAUUAAAUUAAAUUUUUAGUUAUUUGAUACUUUUCAGUUUUUGAAGUCGGUUUUUUUAAACGUUUUUUUUUAUGCUUUUCCGAGUCUUUAAUUGGAACUGAAAUUCUUAAUGCCUUAUUUGGUAAUAUCGUUUCUACUAAAUCUGUCUGCUAACGUUCAAUAAACCCACUGCAUUUUUGUUAUGAAGUUAUUUUAAGUAAUUUUCUAUGUAACACAAAGCAACGUAUCGGAAGUAAAGUUGGUGACUAGACGUCAAUGUAUGAUGAUGUGAAGAUAGAUAGCAUUUUGUAGUUGUACUACUCUGUGAACCCUCUCCUCAAACUGCUGCUGUCUCGAAAAUAAAUAUGAAAUCUCU